Molecule: messenger RNA, 927 nt
Organism: Yamadazyma jaroonii
Lineage: Eukaryota; Fungi; Ascomycota; Pichiomycetes; Serinales; Debaryomycetaceae
Source: the annotation of a GenBank genome assembly
AUGACUUCAGAACUGAUAAUAAUAACUGGUGGUGCUGGUUUCAUAGGAUCUAAUUUCAUUAAUUACCUAGUUAAUAAUACCAUUUAUCAUAUAAUAUGCGUUGAUAUGUUGAACUAUGCCAGUGAUACCAAUCGUUUACCUAUGGAUAGGAUAACAUUUGUGAAGAUGGACUUAUCUAAGAAUUACAAGGGUUUGACUGAGUUGUUUGAAGAGAAUAAAAUCAACACCGUGAUCAAUUUUGCAGCUGAAAGCUGUGUUGAUAGGUCAUUUGAAGAUCCAUUACAUUUCACCGCUAAUAAUAUCCUUGGAACUCAGAAUCUAUUGGAAGUGAUUAGAAAGUUAUCUUAUAGUGUCAAAUUCAUUCAUAUAUCUACAGACGAGGUUUAUGGAGAACAAGAUGAUAACGACGUCAAUGAAAAUGAUAACUUGAAUCCUUCAAAUCCUUAUGCUGCCACAAAAGCAUCUAUAGAUCUCAUAAUCAAAUCCUAUCAAUAUUCAUACAACUUACCUAUCAUCAUUGUGCGGGCCAAUAACAUCUAUGGACCUAACCAGUACCCCGAGAAGAUAAUCCCCGUGACCAUUCAGAGGUUGAAGAAUGACGAGAGUAUUCCUAUCCAUGGGAACGGAUCAAAUAAAAGAAAAUAUUUAUAUAUUAAAGACUUUAUAGAUGCAUUAAUGAUAAUUUGGGAUAAUUUUGGUCAGAAUGUUGGUGAAAUAUUCAACAUUGGGUGUGAUUUUGAAAUAGAUAACUUAUCGUUGGUUAAUCUUAUUGGUUCUAUAAUGGGUAAAACACCUAAUAUUGAAUUUAUCAAAGAUCGAAAUUAUAAUGAUUCUAGAUAUUCCAUUAAUUAUGACAAACUCAAACAAUUAGGAUGGAAACCACAGAUCAAUCUUGAACAAGGUUUGAAUAUGUUAAUCAAUGGAUAA